Molecule: messenger RNA, 977 nt
Organism: Clarias gariepinus (North African catfish)
Lineage: Eukaryota; Metazoa; Chordata; Actinopteri; Siluriformes; Clariidae
Product: C-type lectin domain family 4 member M-like
Exons: 5
Coding region: 20-841 (273 amino acids)
Biological process (GO): biological process involved in interspecies interaction between organisms
Cellular component (GO): external side of plasma membrane
Molecular function (GO): D-mannose binding; fucose binding
Source: RefSeq, a predicted model, not a curated record
UAUACAGUCUGAUAAAAAAAUGUUUGAGGGGAUUUAUGCAAAUGCGGAAGUUACAGAAAACAAUGAAGCUGAUUCCAGUGACAGCGAGAACUCGUAUGAAGAUGUUUUUGUGAAUCAUGACAAGCUGGAGCCCCAGAGCCCCAGAAGCUUUAGGAAAUCUAAGAGUUCAGGAGGAGACACUGCAUGGAGCAAGUGUUACAGAGUGACUGUAGUGUGUGUGGUGCUGCUGUGUGUUCUCCUGCUGACUGCCGUCACACUGCUGUGGAUCAAAUACAACAUCCUGAAGACAGAAAUCAUCCAGCUAAAGACCAGUAACAACAACCUGACUAUAGAGAGAGACCAGUUACAGACCAGUAACAACAACCUGACUAUAGAGAGAGACCAGUUACAGACCAGUUACAGCAUCUUGACUUCAGAGAGAGACCAGGUACAGAGGGAGAGAAAUGAAUUCCUGAGGACGCUUUGUAAUUUGGAACAAACAAGUUGUUUUAGCUCCAAGCUUUAUUUCAUGUCUAAUGAGAAGAAGAGCUGGACUGAGAGCAGACAGUACUGCAGAGAGAGAGGAGCAGACCUGGUGAUCAUAAACAGCAGAGAGAAACAGGAGUUCAUCGCUAACUGGCUGCCAGGAAGGCAAGCUUGGAUUGGUCUGAGUGACAUAGACACAGAGGGAGAGUGGAAAUGGGUGGACGGUACACGACUGACUUCUGGGAACUGGGCUAACAAACAACCAGAUAAUUACAACAAUGAGGACUGUGCCGAGACUGGGUAUCCUGAUGGACAGCACUGGAAUGACAGACCAUGCUCUUAUAAACAAGGCUGGAUCUGUGAGAAGAGAACAUAACAAAAUGACCUGAAACACACCUGUAUGUUUAUCUGUACUGCUUGACCAAUUAGUAAGCUGUGGUAAAAUAAUCCUCGUAAAAAUCUGUGCAAAACUGUGGUUAAAAUUACUCUGCUAAUUAAACCUUCACACUCUA